Molecule: messenger RNA, 3493 nt
Organism: Sebastes umbrosus (honeycomb rockfish)
Lineage: Eukaryota; Metazoa; Chordata; Actinopteri; Perciformes; Sebastidae
Gene: dcaf5
Product: ddb1 and cul4 associated factor 5
Exons: 9
Coding region: 420-2795 (791 amino acids)
Biological process (GO): negative regulation of fatty acid biosynthetic process
Cellular component (GO): Cul4-RING E3 ubiquitin ligase complex; cytoplasm
Molecular function (GO): protein binding
Source: RefSeq, a predicted model, not a curated record
UACUUCUUCCUCCAGUGCCAGUUUUAUACCAACCUUCAACCUAAAAAUGUGGAUGAUGGUGAAUUUAGGAGGUUUACACUUCAGUUCCUCAGGUAGAAACUACUUGGCUGGGGUUCAGUGAAAGGUGAAACAUGACAUAUGGAGCUGAUGGUUGGAAUCAAUGGCUGGUGAUGCUGAGUGACAGACAGGGGGAGAGAGAGAUCCUCCAACCGGAGCAGGAAGCUGCUGCUGGGACUGGCGGAGAAGAGAAGACAGAGAGGAGGUACAAAACAACGUCGACAUCAGCGGGGUUUCCACCAUAAUGUAGACCCAAAACAGAGCAACAACACACAGCACACCGAGCCAACAACACCUCGAUGUGGAGGCUGCAGUGGUGACAGCACAAAGCCGUGGUGUUUAUUGUGAGUGCACGGUUUGUAAUGAAGGAGCUGCAGGGCUGCGGUAUGCGCUCCUCAGUGGGCUUUCUGUCCCGCAGAGCUCUGACCGGACAGCCGCUGAUGAAGGAGGAAUUCCAGAGACGCAGGCUGGCCGGCUGCACCAGCCUCUUCAAGAAGGACAUGCUCGGACACUUCGGCUGUGUCAACGCCAUUGAGUUCUCCAACAACGGAGGAGAAUGGCUGGUGUCCGGAGGAGAUGACCGCCGGGUGCUCCUGUGGCACAUGGAACAAGCCAUCCAUGCUCGGGCCAAGCCUGUGAAACUGAAGGGAGAGCACCUGUCUAACAUCUUCUGCCUGGCCUUCGACAGCACCAACACAAAGGUCUUCUCUGGAGGAAAUGAUGAACAGGUGAUUCUUCACGAUGUGGAGAGAAGAGAAACUCUGAACGUGUUCCUGCACAUCGACGCCGUGUACAGUUUGUCUGUCAGCCCGGUCAACGACAACGUGUUCGCCAGCUCGUCUGACGACGGGCGUGUUCUCAUCUGGGACACCCGCGAACCGCCAAGCGCAGAGCCAUUCUGCCUGGCCAGCUACCCGUCGGCCUUCCACAGUGUGAUGUUUAACCCCGUGGAGCCCCGGCUGAUCGCCACCGCCAACUCCAAGGAGGGAGUUGGAUUAUGGGACAUCCGCAAACCUCGCAGCUCGUUGCUGCGUUACGGAGGCAGCAUGUCCCUGCAGAGCGCCAUGAGUGUCCGCUUCAACAGCACCGGCACCCAGCUGCUGGCGUUGCGUCGCCGCCUGCCGCCCGUCCUCUACGAGCUGCACUCCCGCCUGCCCAGCUUCCAGUUCGACAACCAGGGCUACUUCAACUCCUGCACCAUGAAGAGCUGCUGCUUCGCUGGGGACAAAGAUCAGUACAUCUUGUCUGGGUCCGAUGACUUCAACCUCUAUAUGUGGAAAAUCCCGAAGGACCCAGAAGCAGGAGGCGCCGGGCGUGUGGUGAACGGGGCAUUCAUGGUCCUGAAGGGUCACCGCUCCAUAGUGAACCAGGUUCGCUUCAACCCUCACACCUACAUGAUCUGCUCCUCCGGCGUGGAGAAAGUCAUCAAGGUGUGGAGUCCCUACCAGCAGCCGGAAAGUCUAGGUGACCUGGAUGGCCGCGUGGAGGACAAGUCCCGCAGCCUCUACACCCAUGAGGAGUACAUCAGCCUGGUGCUCAACAGCGGCAGCGGUCUGUCCCACGACUACGUCAGCCAGUCCAUCCAGGAGGACCCGCGUAUGAUGGCUUUCUUUGACUCGCUGGUGCGUCGAGAGAUCGAAGGCUGGAGCUCAGACUCCGACAGCGACCUGAGCGAGGAGGCCAUCAUGCAGCUCCACGCCCGGGGUCGUCGCACCACAAGGCCCACGCCAACGCCUCCCAUCGCUGUCUCCGCUGCCGGUCAUCAAAGUGACUCUGAUAACUCGUCUUCCUCCUCUCUGGCUGGACCCGACGCCUCAGGAGGGGAAGAGCAAGCCGAAGCAGAGGUGGAGGAGCGGCCGAGGAGACGAAGCAGGCAUCAGCGGCUUCAGUCCGGCUUCCUCGUGAAUGAGGACUCAGACUCAAGUGAGUUUUGGCUCGACCCCAUGCCCCGGCCUCGCUCCCCGAGCCCUAGAGACAACUCCACGCUGUCCAGCCCCACCUCCUCUCCUUCGCUUCCCGUCGGAGCCUCCAGCUCCUCCACAUCCACUUCCAGCUCCAGCAGCGACGACGAGGAGCGCCGCAGCGCGGUGAGGCGGCGCAACGUCAUGAGGCGACGGCGCAUGCAUGUCGUUUCCAGAGCUGGGGAUCGACCCGAGUCUGUGCAGACUCUGUUUUCCGCCAUCGACUCCUGCAGUUACCCAUCGAUAGCGAUUGAGGAUCUGUCUUCCUCCUCGUCAGGCGAGGUACAAAACUCUCUCCAAAUCAAGACCGGAGCUGGCGGCGCCAGAGAUGACGAGAAAUGUCUGAGCCCUUCUGACUUUGUGUGUCUGAGCCCGGUAAUGUCCCCCGAGAGCCAAGAGAACGAGGAAGGGAGUGAUAGCAGGACUGAGCUGGAGAGACUUCCAGCUGCGUCUCGGCGGUCGCUGGAUGGACGCAGGACUGAAGAAAGGGCUGCUACCAGCUCCGAUAGCGGAGAGGCGUGUAGCAGCUCGGUGGCUUUAGACUCUCCGAGUCGACACAGCCCCGGAGUGAACGGGCGACACCGGACUGUAGCACCUUACGUGAGAGAAAACCUCCAUGUCUCCUCAGAGUCAGAGGAAGAGACUGGCGUUACACCUGAAGACACCCGGCCACCGAGAGAAAAAGGCCUGGCGCAGAGCGCUCUGAAACGGACUCAUGUGGGAUCAGAGGAGGGCGAGUCGGGCUGCUCGCCCUCAGAAAAGAAGCUAAGAACAUAAUGACACCUCUUUCUCAUCCCGGAAAAGAAACCAUUUGUUAACAGACUUAAUUUAGGAAGUGGGUUUUUUAUGGGUUUUUACAACUCAGCUUUUUUCAUUUUUGCGUCUCACAGUCAUGUGACAUGUCAUGUGAACUGAUUAUGAGCAGAAGACAUUAAGGAACUUUUGUUUUCCGAACAAAUGAAUUGGACAAUGUCAUCAUUUUUUUUUGGUCAAACCAGAGAUGACAAUAAAAGAUGGAAAUAUGAAACGAGCUAAAUAUCAUUAAUAACAAUGAUAUUUUAAUUGAAACACAUUUAUUUUCAUGCAGCAUCAGUGUUUUUUUCUAUGCUCUGGUUACAGAAAGCUCCACCCAGGAUUUGGAGCUCCUCCAACCAUAACAACAAAAAGGUCUUACGGAGGACAAAAGCUUUGCAGCAUUUUAAUUUCAACAGUUUCACACAGAGCAUAAAUCUGAUUGGGCUUAUUUUUUAAUUUUUAAAGUGAUUCUCGGGCUGAGACUGCUUCAGGGUUUCUGAAGAAUUGACUGUGUGAAAUCUUAAGGAGCCCUAUUUGUUUAAGCUGUGCAUUGAAAUCAUUCUUGUUUCUUCCACCAAUUGUUUUUUGUCUCAUUAUCCCAGCCCCUGGGUACCAUUACAAGCCAGCGCUCGCUUUUGUUUUCUUGCAAUUAAAGAAUAAUUUGUUCUCCAGUGACAAAA